GGGACACUUUUGGAAUUCCAAAAAUCUCCAAUACCCUUUUCGUCUAUUCCGCAAUUAAUUUCACUUUCGCAAUUCGCGGUUCACGAAACGGACCCAAUAAUGGCGCCUUCUUUAAAUUUGUUUCCACCCCUCACUCUCACUUUCUAGGGUUUCAACUUCUCUCUCUCACUGUAACCCCCUUUUCUUCCACCGAUUCGUUCAAUUCGUUAGGGGUUCUCUCUAUCAAUCGCUGAAUUUCGCAGAAAUCGGAAAGAAAUCAAGCGAUUGCAAUGGCUGUGAAUCUGACUGAAGGUGCGAUAAUGGCUAUGUGCACUGACGGUGUCACUUCCGACCAAUUGCAACCGGUGCUGCAAAUUAUCGACUUGAAGCACGUGCAGACGCAGCAGAACAACGCCACUAAGCGCUAUCGCGUUGUCGUCUCCGACGGUUUUCUCUACCAGCAAGGGAUGCUCGCCACUCAGAGGAACGAGUUGGUUGAUUCUGGAAAGUUGCAAAAAGGCUCCAUUGUUAGGCUCACUCAGUUCGCGUGUAACCAUGUCGGGGAUCGCAUGAUUAUUAUCAUCAUUGAUCUAGAGAUUAUAAUGGACAAAUGUGACCUGAUUGGAGAGCCUAAGCCAGCACCCAGAAAUGGGGCGCGCGCACAAUCUGCUACCGGUCAAUCAGGAGUUACCUCUGGGAACUCGCAGCCUUUCAAUAAUAGUGCAAAUGCAGGUGGCGUGACUGCUCGGACAAGUCCUGUUGGGCCUUCUCUGGAUCAUCCGAAAGUGAACCCUCCUGCUACUAAUGUUUAUUCUAGCAGUUCUGACCCUGCAAGAUUUGGUGCAUCUAAUGCCACUGCUGCUGCUAGCAGUGUUUAUUCUAGCAGUUCUGACUCUGCAAGAUUUGGUGCAUCUAAUGCCACUGCUGCUGCUAGCAGUGUUUAUUCUAGCAGUUCUGACUCUGCAAGAUUUGGUGCAUCUAAUGCCCCUCCUGCUUAUCCUAAAGUAGAGUCUGGAGCCAGUUUGCCGAGAUCAACAACACACGGUGGAUCUUACGGUGAUCAGAACACAGGUUUUCGUAAUCCCCAACAAUAUGAGGCUUCAAGGCCGGUGCCAAAUUCUUAUGCUCGUACACCUCAGCCUAUGUACCGACAGCCAUCUCCAAUGUACACUAACAGAGGGCCUAUAGGAAGAAAUGAAGCUCCCCCCCGGAUAAUUCCGAUAGCUGCAUUGAAUCCAUACCAGAAUAUGUGGACAAUUAAAGCCAGAGUAACCGCUAAGGGAGAACUGAGGGCCUAUCAUAAUGCUCGAGGUGAGGGAAAAGUGUUUUCUUUUGAUCUUCUGGAUUCUGAUGGGGGAGAAAUUCGGGCAACUUGCUUUAAUGCUGUGGCUGAUCAGUUCUAUAAUGCAAUUGAAGCUGGCAAUGUCUAUCUGAUAUCCAGGGGAAGUGUAAAGCCAGCUCAAAAGCAAUUCAAUCACCUUCGUAAUGAUCAAGAGCUAACCCUUGACAUCACAUCAGUUAUACAGCCGUGCCUCGAGGAUGAUAACUUAAUUCCAAAGCAGACAUUUAAUUUUCGUCCCAUAAGCGAUAUCGAGAGUAUGGAAAACAACAGCAUUGUGGAUGUGAUUGCUGUGGUGACCUCUAUUAGUCCUACAGGUUCGAUCAUGAGAAAAAAUGGCACUGAAACACAGAAGAGAACUCUCAAGUUGAAAGACAUGUCUGGCCGAAGUGCUGAAUUGACCUUAUGGGGUAAUUUUUGCAACACUGAAGGACAAACACUGCAAAGUAUUUGUGACUCUGGGGCUUUUCCAGUUUUGGCAGUAAAAGCUGCCAGAGUAAAUGAUUUCAACGGGAAGUCUGUCGGCACCAUAGCCACUAGCCAGCUAUUUGUAGAACCUGAUUUUGCAGAGGCUUUUACACUGAGACAAUGGUAUGACAAUGAAGGGAAGAAUGUCCCAAGUCUCUCUAUUUCCAGAGAAACUUCUAGUGCUGGUAAAACUGAUGUGCGGAAGGUUAUAUCCCAGAUUAAGGAUGAGAAGUUAGGGACUUCAGAGAAACCUGAUUGGAUAUCUGUCUGUGCAAGUGUUUCAUUCAUUAAAGUUGAUAAUUUCUGCUACACAGCUUGUCCUAUCAUGAUUGGGGAUAGACAAUGUAACAAGAAGGUUACCAAUAAUGGAGAUGGGAAAUGGCACUGUGACAGGUGUGAUAAGUCUACUGAUGCUUGUGAUUAUAGGUACAUUCUGCAAUUACAGAUACAGGAUCACACUGGCGUAACAUGGGUGACUGCUUUCCAGGAGGGUGGUGAGGAGAUCUUGGGUAUGCCUGCGAAAGAUCUGUAUCAUCUGAAAUUUGAUGAACAAGAUGAUGAAGGAUUUGCAGAAAUCAUCCGUAAGGUUCUCUUCACUAAAUAUGUAUUCAAGUUAAAAGUAAAGGAGGAAACUUGGAGUGAUGAACAACGUGUGAAGUCAACUGUUGUAAAAGCCGAGAAGGUAAACUUCGCAUCUGAAUCUAGAUUUCUCUUGGAAUUGAUUGAUAAAUUUAAGUCUGAGAAAGCAGAAGGUGUGACUACUAACUCUGUCACCAAUAAUACUGGACUGUUGAGUGUUGAAACUGGACAAGCUAUGGUACCAGUUUAUACCCCUAUGAGGAGCAACACUCCUGCUAGCAGAGAUUAUGGGAUGCCAGGAAACCAAAUGGGGCAGAGUGGAAACCAAUAUAACAGUUCCUUUGCUUCUCCAGGGGCUGCUACUGGCUCAUACAUGUCAUGUAACAAUUGUGGAGGCUCUGGUCAUAGCUCUGCUCAAUGUGUGAAUCUCAGAAGUCAACCUGGACAGGCUGUGGGAGGAGGAACCUUCGCAAAUAGCAGGGUAUCUGCUGGAUCAAGUGUCGCCUCUGGUGAAUGCUAUAAAUGCCAUCAAACUGGUCACUGGGCAAGAGACUGUCCUGGUUUUAGUGCAGCACCGCCGGCUUAUGGAAGCGGUAAUGGGCAAGAGACUGCUGGAUCAGGUGGUGGCUCUGGUGAAUGUUUUAAGUGUCGUCAACCUGGCCACUGGGCAAGAGACUGUCCUGGUUUGAGUGCAGCACCGCCGGCUUAUGGAAGUGGUAAUGUAAUGCAAGGAAGAUAUGGGGUUGCUCAAAAGCAACAAUUUGGAGGGUAUUGAAAUUUGGCAAGACCGUGCUUGAGUUUAUUUUUAAGUUGUUGUCAUUUUGUUUCAAGUCAAGUCUUUCUACAUGAUCAGUUUUGUCUAAACGGUUAAGUGUGUAAAUAUAGUUGUCAUAUUUAUGUGCUACUGAUGUGGCAUUUCUCGAUGCUGCCAUGGUACAAAAAAGAGCCUUGAAAAGCCUCUUGAUUAAGAAUGUGUUUGUUUUUAAGUUACGUUCCUUUGGUCAUUAAUGGUACUCCAUGUCGUUUUUCGCA
This is a messenger RNA of Lotus japonicus, 3397 nucleotides long. RefSeq names its product replication protein A 70 kDa DNA-binding subunit C. Gene Ontology annotation, biological process: DNA replication; double-strand break repair via homologous recombination; telomere maintenance via telomerase. The transcript has 2 exons. NCBI's taxonomy places the organism in Eukaryota, Viridiplantae, Streptophyta, Magnoliopsida, Fabales, Fabaceae. Gene Ontology annotation, molecular function: single-stranded telomeric DNA binding; damaged DNA binding; zinc ion binding. The record is from RefSeq and is a predicted model, not a curated record. Bases 270 to 3140 code for a protein of 956 amino acids. Gene Ontology annotation, cellular component: nucleus; DNA replication factor A complex.